CCUGCUCGCGCUCCCCAUCGCGGGCGCUGCCGGGCGGCCGGCCGGUCGGAACAUGCUUCAGGAAGGCGCACACGGUAAAUGGACAGUAUCUAGCAGCGAUGAAAGUGCCGAGGAAAAUUCUGACAGUGAAAAACCGUGUACAUCUUCACUGUCAGAUCCUGCAUGUGGUAGAACAAGUGGACCACAAUAUCCAUGCUCUGAAGCUAGGAAAGCUGCUCACAAGAGAAGAGCUUCUCCCCUGAAGCUCACUGAUAAAAGUCUUUCUACAGAUGCACCUCCAGCAGUAAAACAGAGACCAAGCCAAGAAGGCUCAGGUUGGUGCCUUUCUAGUAGUGAUGAAGAGCCUGAAGAUCAGCAAAAGCAUAUCUACAAAGAAACAGUGAAAGAAGAAAAAUGUGAUGUGCCUGAAGAGCAUCCUUUGAAUCUUUGCAAAGAUGACAAACUUUUGGAGAAUCUGAAAGAAGAGGAGUAUAAUGUAACACCCAGUGAAGCCCAGGAUACCUGGGAUUUGGUGACUGGAGGCAAUCCUUUCAGGUUUUUUCUCACUAAAGUCAGUGGAAUUGAACAGAACUAUAAUUCUGGAGCCCUGCACAUAAAAGAUAUUUUGUCUCCUCUUUUUGGAACUCUCAUAUCUUCUGCCCAGUUUAACUACUGUAUAGAUGUGGGAUGGCUUGUAAGACAGUACCCGCAGGAAUUCAGGAAGAAGCCGUUGCUGAUAGUUCACGGUGAGAAGAGAGAAUCCAAAGCUGAACUAAUUGCACAAGCGCGGCCUUAUGAGAAUAUUAGCUUUUGUCAGGCUAAACUGGAUAUUGCAUUUGGAACUCACCAUACGAAAAUGAUGCUGUUGCUGUAUGAAGAAGGUCUUCGAGUUGUGAUACAUACAUCCAAUCUUAUUGCUGAAGAUUGGUACCAGAAAACUCAGGGAAUAUGGCUAAGCCCUUUAUAUCCAAGGCUGUCUAAGGGAGCAUCUGGUUCUGCUGGUGAAUCUGUGACUAAUUUUAAGUCUGACCUAAUAAGUUACUUGGCAGCUUACAAUUCUCCUGCACUCAAGGAAUGGAUAGAUCUGAUUCAAGAACAUGAUUUAUCAGAAACAAGAGUGUAUCUGCUUGGUUCUACCCCUGGACGCUAUCAAGGCAGUGAUAAAGAAAAGUGGGGCCAUCUUAGACUCAGAAAGCUUUUGAAGGAGCAUGCUUUGUCAAUACCAGCACAGGAAUCCUGGCCUCUUGUGGGACAGUUCUCAAGCAUUGGUUCAAUGGGAGCUGAUGGAUCCAAAUGGCUGUGCUCAGAGUUCCAGGAGAGCCUGGUGGCUGCAGGCAGCAGUGUGACAACUUUCCGUAAAUGCGAUGUCCCAAUUCAUUUGGUUUAUCCUACUGUGAACAAUGUGAGGCAGAGUCUAGAAGGCUAUCCUGCUGGUGGCUCACUUCCAUACAGUAUACAGACAGCACAGAAACAGCUGUGGUUGCAUUCCUAUUUUCACAAAUGGUCAGCAGAAGUCACGGGUCGAACUCAUGCUAUACCUCACAUUAAGACAUACAUGAGACUCUCUCCUGACUUCCAGAAGAUUGCUUGGUUCUUGGUAACAAGUGCCAAUCUCUCUAAAGCAGCCUGGGGAGCUCUGGAGAAAAAUGGCAUCCAACUGAUGAUCCGUUCUUACGAACUUGGAGUUCUUUUCUUGCCUUCAGCAUUUGAGAGGUGCUUCAGCCCUCUGAUCUUUGUGGCCCUUCUGUGGGCUUGCUGUAACAUGUCCAUGCUGGGGACCCCAGAGGUGGAUACAGCACUGCAGGGAUUGGACAAAGGUUACUUUCAUGUAGGAAGGGGAAAGCUUCCAGAAAGGAAAGAUUCAGCAACAUAUUUUCCUGUACCUUAUGACCUCCCACCAGAACAGUAUGGAAGCAAAGAUCAACCAUGGAUUUGGAAUAUUCCUUACACUGAUGCCCCUGAUACACAUGGAAAUAUGUGGGUUCCAUCAUAAAUGUUUCCAGUACUCUGGGAUGUUCCACUUGCUGACACUGAGCCUGUUGUGCUACUUGGAAAAACUGCUUGUUUCUGAUCUGUAAGCUAUAAUGUCUGCUGUAGUGGCUAAUUUGUAGUUGAAACAUUAAAAUGUUAAUAAGGGAGAGAUUCUUGGAGAAUCUGCAACCAUAUUAUUACAAGUGAACCUGCUUUUUUUAAUACCUUUUUAUAUGCUUUUUCUUUCCUGUGGUUCCUAACGUGGUUUUCAAGAUAAGAACUGUUCUGAGAGAGUCUCUCUGCAUUUAUAGCUGUAAUUAAUUUAAAAAUGACAGUUCUGUAAGACUGUCAGUUGACCCCAGUAGCUGGAAUAAAAAUUAUAUGCAAAAUUCAAAUUAAAAUAAAGGCAAUCAUGUUAAUAUA
This is a messenger RNA of Vidua chalybeata, 2373 nucleotides long. It is a transcript of the gene TDP1, whose product is annotated as tyrosyl-DNA phosphodiesterase 1. The transcript has 17 exons. Gene Ontology annotation, cellular component: nucleus. Lineage: Eukaryota; Metazoa; Chordata; Aves; Passeriformes; Viduidae. Bases 53 to 1972 code for a protein of 639 amino acids. Gene Ontology annotation, biological process: single strand break repair; double-strand break repair. Gene Ontology annotation, molecular function: single-stranded DNA binding; 3'-tyrosyl-DNA phosphodiesterase activity; double-stranded DNA binding. The record is from RefSeq and is a predicted model, not a curated record.